This is a messenger RNA of Chelonoidis abingdonii (Abingdon island giant tortoise), 1936 nucleotides long. NCBI's taxonomy places the organism in Eukaryota, Metazoa, Chordata, Testudines, Testudinidae. The record is from RefSeq and is a predicted model, not a curated record.
AUGCAUCCACCCCUGCCCCCGCCCCAGCUGCCUCCGCCCCCCUCACCGCGUCAAGCGGGCCUGGGGAUCCAGCGGGCCGAGCUCCGCAGGGGCCUGGCACACCACCGCGUGGCCGACAUCCGGGGACAGGGGCUUCCAGAAGGCGCCAUCAAGUCAAAGAUUGCCAGGCAGGACAGAGGUGCUCGCCAUUUUCUGGUGCGGACCCACACGUACCUCUGCCGCGCCAUGAGGCUGCUGGCGAGACAUCACCCUGAUCCCACCACCUACUUCCCGGGGACCACCCCCCCCGCCGUCCCGGUCGGUACCGCCCCCUCCCCCGCCCCAUGGCGCGGGGAGCGCGGCGGCCCUCCUGGCCAGGCUGGCCGGCUCGCCCGGCUCCUGGAGCUGAGCUGCGACGUGGAGGAAGACUGCAGCCGCGUGGCCCGCGGGUUCGAGUCCUGCCGCCAGAGGUGCUGCCGCCUGGGACUGGACCUGCGCCGGGCCCGCGAGCAGCUGCUGGCGGCGGAGAGCGAGUGCUCGGCGCUGCGGGUGAAGCUCAAACACGCCCGCAACCAGGUGAAGGUGGAGAUGGGGAAGCGGCACCGGGCCGAAGCCGAGCUGGAGAAGCAGGAACGGAAGCUGCAGCUGAUCUUUGACUUCCUGAUGCAGGAAUCCCCCAGCACCGCCCUGAGCGAGGGGCAGCGCUCGGCCCUGGCCCUGCUGGAUGGGCCCCGGCUGGGCACGGCCCUGGUGCCAGCGAGCAGGUUAGUGCCUCCCCCUUCCCCCCCAGAGCUGACCACGGUGUGGGGGAGUAGUGAGGACUCGGACACCCACCUGGAGAGUGGGGCAGGGCUGGAGCCCAGGGGACUGGACCCCUUCCCUUCCCCCCCGCAGCGGGUGCCACCGCCCCAGCACCUCUUCACUUCCAAAACGGUGAUCCGCCCCGAAUCCUGCUCCGUCUGUGGCUCCCGCGCCCGCUUCGGGCGGGUGGUGCUGCGGUGCCGGCAGUGCCACCUGCUGCUGCACCCCGAGUGCCGCGGGCGCUGCCCCAGCCUGUGCAUCCCGGGCCCUCGGCCCCGGCCCCGGGAGGGUGUCCUGGCCGACUUCGCACCCCCUGUGGCCCCCCGGGUGCCUGCCCUGGUGGUGCAGUGCGUGAGCGAGGUGGAGCGCAGGGGCCUGACGGAGACAGGGCUGUACCGGGUGCCCGGUGCGGAGCCGCUGGUGCGGGAGUGGAAGCAGAAGCUGCUGCGGGCCAAGGGGGCGCUGCCCUCGCUGGGCCGCGUGGGUGACGUGCACGUGGUCUGUGGGGUGCUCAAGGACUUCCUGAGGGGCCUUAAAGAGCCGCUGGUCACCUUCCACCUGCACCCUGUCUUCCUGCGGGCUGCUGACAUCCCGGAUGAGGCCGCCUGCCAGGCAGCCUUGUGCCACGUGGUGAGCAAACUGCCCCCCGCCAACCAGGACACGCUGGCCUUCCUCAUGCUGCACCUGCUGAGGGUCGCUCAGAGCCCCGAGUGCAGGAUGGACGAGCUGAAUCUGGCCCGCGUCUUUGGGCCCACGCUGGUGGGGCACGGCACGAGCAGCCCCACACCCCUGGCCGUUCUGGAGGACACGCCGCAGCAGUGCAAGGUGAUGGCUCGUCUCCUGUCGUUGCCCCCCGAGUUCUGGAGGCGCUUUGUGGGGAUGGAGCUGGAGAACCUGGUGCCUGCGGCCGCGAGCAACCCCCUGGCGCUGAACAAACAGGAGCGGCUCUUCUGCCCCCUCUCAUCCCCCGAGAUGAACUCGACUCAGCUGAACCCGACCGGCUGCUGCCUUCCUGACCCACGGCGGAGCUGCGUGGGCACCACGGGCACAGGCCUGCAGGUGCUGGGCUCCAGGAAGAUGGGCCGCUUCUUCCCCUCCCUGCUGUAGGCCCUGGAUGGCUCCCCCCACGGCUCCGAGGGGGGGGAAUGGGCAGCUG